UAUCUCGUCGUUGCGUCGCCAAGCAGGCCCAGAUCUCGGUCCUCUAGCAGAAACAAGGGGGGAAAAAAAACAAUGUCUUCUUCUCGCUGGGUUAGGCCGGAGGUGUACCCGCUGUUCGCGACGACAGGGGUGGCUGUGGGGAUCUGCGUGAUGCAGCUGGUGCGCAACAUCACGGGCAACCCGGAGGUGCGGGUGACCAAGGAGAACCGGGCGGCGGGGGUGCUGGACAACCACGACGAGGGCCGGCGCUACUCGCAGCACGGCGUGCGCAGGUUCUGGCUCUCCCAGCGCCGCGACUACAUGCAGGCCAUGGACAACGUGCCCACAGACACAUCGUCGUCAAGGCCCACCACCAACAAGUAGAUUUAUAUAUAUAUGCAUCGUCCCCAAAAUACACAACUGCAAUGCAUAUUAUACUAUUGCAGCAUCAUAUAUAUCCCUAUAUGCAUGCGUUGAUCAAUAUAAUUCAGAUAUAUAAGUGUUACUAGUUACAUUCAGUCAUUGUACGUGUUCGCAUGCAUACUGUAAGUUUGAUGUUUUCCUACUCUCUCUAUAUACAAAUCCGAUCUCUCGAUCAUCCCACUAUACAUGUUCAGUAUUCAAACUGUUCGUUUCGUAACGUGUUUAUAUUUUUGCA
Molecule: messenger RNA, 637 nt
Organism: Sorghum bicolor (sorghum)
Lineage: Eukaryota; Viridiplantae; Streptophyta; Magnoliopsida; Poales; Poaceae
Exons: 2
Coding region: 73-363 (96 amino acids)
Source: RefSeq, a predicted model, not a curated record